Molecule: messenger RNA, 1204 nt
Organism: Oncorhynchus tshawytscha (Chinook salmon)
Lineage: Eukaryota; Metazoa; Chordata; Actinopteri; Salmoniformes; Salmonidae
Product: coenzyme Q-binding protein COQ10 homolog, mitochondrial-like
Exons: 5
Coding region: 362-1057 (231 amino acids)
Biological process (GO): cellular respiration; ubiquinone biosynthetic process
Cellular component (GO): mitochondrion
Molecular function (GO): ubiquinone binding
Source: RefSeq, a predicted model, not a curated record
CGUGUAGGCUAUUUUGAUCAUUCAUCAACUGUAGCCAGUGGCUUAUUUAUUUUUCACAAUGGUUGAAUACAACGGUACUAAAAAAAAUGUACAUAAAAUAUAUUGCAUAUAUUGCAUCUGAGACGUUUGUAUAAAAUGUAGGCUAGGAUGUUGAAGCUGGAUUUCCGGUUACAAUUAAAGUUGGUAAAUCCUGAACAAAUUUGGAACAUAGUGCAGUACAUUUGAACAUGUUAAGAAUUUUAAAGAGGAAAUGACAUUUUUCCAGCUGGAGAAAGUUUCUAUUGUGAAGUGACAAGAUGCACAUCUCGCGAUAUAUUGGCCUAGAUUAGGCUACAGAAUUAGAACAUGUCAGUUUCUCUGAAUGUCAGGCAGUAGGCUCCAAAAAGUCUGUCAACGUGCUCUGUUCAUAACCCCCAGACACCUGGGCAGCUGUGGGGUCCUGUCAGCACGGCGUGCCACCCUGCCCCUGUCCUCCCCCCUCCUCCGGACCACACCCUCACGCAGCUUUAUUAACCUGGCUGCCUCCAUCACUGCCCGCAGGAUGGAGUACUCUGAGAGCCGCACACUAGGGUACACUCCAGAGCAGAUGUACAGUGUGGUGGCCAGUGUGGACCAGUACCAGCACUUUGUCCCUUGGUGUAAGAAGUCCCGGGUCGUGAAGGGAAGGAACGGGGAUGUUCGGGCCCAGCUGGAGAUUGGGUUCCCUCCCAUCGUGGAGCGUUACACCUCGGAGGUCACGGUUGUCCCAAACCACCAAGUCAGGGCCGUGUGUACAGACGGAUCCCUCUUCAGCCACCUGGAGACUAUAUGGAGGAUUGCCCCUGCAGCCGAGGACCAACCAGACUCCUGCAACAUCGACUUCCACGUAUCCUUCGAGUUCAGGUCUUUGCUGCACUCCCAGCUGGCCUCCCUGUUCUUUGACGAGGUGGUGAAGCAGAUGGUGAGCGCCUUUGAGUCGCGGGCAGCCAAACUAUACAGGGGCCACCACGCCCCCUUCCCAGGAGGCGCCAGCGAGGAGGCGAGCCGCACGAGAAGACUCACUCACCCCACUCACUGACACGGACUGAAAUAAGACCCACUCCCGACCACCAUCCCCAUCUGAAACCCCUCACCACUUCCAUUUCAUGUCUUAUGCAGGAGACUGGGUCUUCUAUUUUAGAUUUUGUUCUUAUGUACACAAAAGCACCUAUUUAUUUGUAUUACA